GCUGCGUGCAGUACGGGUUAUUUAAAGGUGUGCGCUGGCGCCAAGCAGUCGUGGUCCUUGAGUCUGUCUGGUUUGUGUAACGCUGCGGACAUGGCUAGCCACAUCGUGCUCUACAACGGCGCCAAGAUGCCCACGGUGGGCCUGGGGACCUGGAAGUCCCCUCCAGGCAAAGUGACGGAAGCAGUGAAGGUGGCGAUCGGCCUUGGGUACCGCCACAUCGACUGUGCCCACGUGUACCAGAACGAGAAUGAGGUGGGCGUGGCCAUCCAGGAGAAGAUCAAGGAGCAGGUGGUGAAGCGCGAAGACCUCUUCAUCGUCAGCAAGCUGUGGUCCACAUACCACGAGAAACACCUGGUGAAAGGAGCCUGCAAGAAGACGCUCAGCGACCUGAAGCUGGACUACCUGGACCUCUACCUUAUUCACUGGCCCGUCAGUUUCAAGCCCGGGAGCGACCUCUUCCCGCUGGAUUCGAAAGGCAGCGUGAUUUCCUCCGACGCCGACUUUUUGGACACGUGGGAGGCCAUGGAAGAGCUGGUGGACGAAGGGCUGGUGAAAACCAUCGGCAUCUCCAACUUCAACCAUCUCCAGAUCGAGAAGCUCUUAAACAAACCUGGCUUAAAGUACAAGCCGGCAGUUAACCAGAUCGAGUGCCACCCGUACCUCACUCAGGAGAAGCUCAUCCAGUACUGCAACUCCAAGGGCAUUGUGGUGACCGCCUACAGUCCCCUGGGCUCUCCGGACAGGCCCUGGGCCAAGCCUGAGGACCCUUCCCUGCUGGACGAUCCCAAGAUCAAAGCCAUAGCUGACAAGUACAAUAAAACCACAGCCCAGGUUCUGAUCCGGUUCCCCGUGCAGAGGAACUUGGUCGUGAUCCCCAAGUCGGUGACACCGGAACGCAUUGCCGAGAACUUCCAGGUCUUCGACUUCGAGCUGAGCAGCGAGGACAUGGCCACCUUACUCAGCUACAACAGGAACUGGAGGGUCUGUGCCUUGGUGAGCUGUAUCUCCCACAAGAAUUACCCCUUCCACGAAGAGUUUUGAAGCCGUGGGGGCCUGCUCCUCCCCCGUGACCUGCUGCCUCCUCCUUCCUGUGCGUAGAGUAGUGUGGCCCGUGGCCCGUGGCAGUGGGCAGUCACCUGCAGACGAACCAGCACGGGCCUGGCCGGCUGGCCUGGGGUCCGAAGAAUGUCCGAGUAGAGUCUGUUUCAGUUUCCUUUGCCCUUCUCGUCCCGCGAGGAAGCACAAGCUCGAUACCCUUUCCCGAGUUGCAUUUACACAGUGAAAACUAGUGCCACUAACGAUGGGGCUUCGGCUGCUUGGAACCGGCCUCCCUUCAGCCAGCCUUCUCCUUGCCUCAAAUAACAAGUACUCUUCUUGUGAGCCUGA
This is a messenger RNA of Phyllostomus discolor (pale spear-nosed bat), 1386 nucleotides long. RefSeq names its product aldo-keto reductase family 1 member B (gene AKR1B1). Bases 91 to 1041 code for a protein of 316 amino acids. Gene Ontology annotation, cellular component: cytosol. The record is from RefSeq and is a predicted model, not a curated record. Gene Ontology annotation, molecular function: aldose reductase (NADPH) activity. Lineage: Eukaryota; Metazoa; Chordata; Mammalia; Chiroptera; Phyllostomidae. The transcript has 10 exons.